AUUUCUAAAAAUAAUCAUCCAAGGAGAAAGAAGGGAGAGCGACCUAUCCAAAAUUUCUUUCUAGGCGAGACAAAAUGUUGAAACCGAAUAGAUUUUGUCUAUCCACAAACAACUGAAAGUUUGUAUAAUUCGAAUGUGCAUCGAUCGUAGUGCGAUUCCUUCCGGUAUUUUAUCGUCUGCUUCGAAAACUAAUGUCCUUGGAUUUCGAUUCGCUUUCACCCAUCGAGGGCACGAGACAGGGAUAGUUCUAUUCUAAUCACUCGCGUUGAGUGACAGACGAUCUGAUUGCGGAACUUUUAAUUUCCCUCGUUUUCAGCAUUCUUCUUCGCCCAACGUUCGAAGUGACGUUCGAAAUCUUCCUCUUUUUCACACCGGUAUCUUCUUUUUUUGUAGAAAGAUCAUGACAGAAUUACUGCUGAAUAAGGAAAGAGUGAUAAAAAACAACAAAAAUACAUCAUCUUAUUAACGUUGAAAGCCUCCGAAUAAUUUGACAAAUUGCUUUGUUUUCAUUUGCCAAAGGAUUUAUAUAAACUCUUCCAUAUAUCUGAGAGUUCACUUUAUCUGAAGAAUGGGAAAGUCCGGUGCAAACAGUCCAGCCAAGCCCGAUGUGAGGAAUCAAUUGCUGGGCAAAGAUUCUGAAACACUACCUGUUCCGAAACUAGAACCCACCCCCAAAACUAACAGAGUUUUUCAACCCCCAGAUGGGGGAUGGGGGUGGGUUGUCUGCUUAGCAUCAUUUUGGACAAAUGGAACUAUUUUUGGAAUAAUGAACUGUUUUGGAGUUUUAUAUGUAAAACUACUGGAAAAAUUUAGAGAUUCUCAUGCUGAAGCGGCAUUCGUCACUUCAUGGGUAGGAUCUGUUUCCAUUGGGAUGACCUUUCUGCUGUCGCCAGUGGCCAGUAUACUGACGGACAAACUGGGCAUUCGGAAGACGGCCUUCAUAGGGGGUCUGAUGGCGACUGCUGGCAUGCUGGCCAGUUCAUUCGUGAACAGUUUGGAGCUCCUAUACAUCACGUACGGCGUCCUACUCGGAUCUGGUGCAUCCCUAGCCUACACCCCGUCCCUGGUGGUGCUGGGACACUACUUCCACCGGAGACUUGGUUUCGUGAACGGACUGGUAACUGCCGGCAGUUCAGUCUUCACCAUGGUCAUGCCUCUUGUCCUCACUCGGCUUCUGGACACGAUAGAACUUGCAGCCACUCUACAAAUUUUGUCCGUGAUGAUGGGUUCUGUCAUGCUGUGUGCUCUCACAUUCCGGCCCAUUCUAUCACAACACCAGAGAAUAACAGAGAAAGAUGAGACAAACUCCUCAGAGGAGAGCCUGCAAGAUUCGAGCAAUUGUUUUGGAAACUGCCUCGAUUUGUCAAUAUGGAGGAACAGGAAGUACCUGCUGUGGGUUUUUGCCAUCCCAUCAGCUCUCUUCGGAUAUUUUGUGCCUUACGUACACCUUGUCCAGCAUGUGAAGGAUAUUCUCCCAAAUGCCAAUGGGGAAGUUCUCGUCACGUGCAUUGGCCUGACUUCUGGCAUCGGUCGAAUCAUUUUUGGAAAAUUGGCCGAUUUUCCAACAGUUAAUCGAAUCAUGCUUCAACAGAUUGCUUUCUUGUCCAUUGGCAUUCUGACUAUGGUGCUGGUGGUAGCCAAGCAUUUUACAGCUCUGGUCGCCAUCUGUCUCUUCCUGGGUCUGUUUGAUGGAUGUUUCAUAUCACUGUUGGGCCCAAUCGCCUUUGACGUCGUUGGUCAAAAAGGAGCGUCACAAGCUAUUGGAUUCUUGCUAGGAUUCUGUUCGAUUCCACUGACAGUGGGACCGCCUGUAGCCGGCCUAUUGUAUGACCAUAUGAAAAAUUAUAAUGUUGCAUUUUUGGCUGCUGGAAUUCCACCCAUCUUCGGCGCCUGUCUAUUGUGCCUCAUACACAGAAUACGCAACAAAUCAGAAGAUUUAGAUGAAGAAAAUGAAACAAAAGAACAAGUGCCAGACAUCAUUAGAUCCAACGAUAUUGCCAUAAAAAUACCAGAAAAAAUGCCUUUGACUGAUGCUUCUAAAGAUGUUCUCAAUCCUUCUAUACCGCCAAAUGAAACUUCGCGCCUCUGUGAGGAUCUUCACACAAAGCAAAGUUCUUUAGAAGCACUGUGAUAAAUUUAUUUAUAUUCAAAGAAUUACACGCCAACAAGAGAUACAUAUUUUUCAACAAAUUCCAUAUUUUGAUGAAAAAAUAAUGCAUAUUUUAAAACAUAUUAACGUAUGUUUUAAAAUACAUUAAGAUAUUUAUAUAUGUUUUGUCAUAAUGUUUUUGGACGUUUUUUAUGCUCAGAAAUGUUGCCAGAGGAAACCCUGUGAAGAAAUAGUAUUUUUAAAUGAAUGUUCCUUAAAAAUUUCUUUUAAAAUUACAUACGUUUCCCAUUAUCCAAGUUGCUCGAAUCAAUUUCAUAAUACUACACUACUCUGUGGAGCUAUUAAAAGAUAAUAAUAACUAAUUGAAUAAAGCACAAGGCGUGAUAACGUUAGUAAUUAUCUGUGUCCAAACUGAAAAAAAAUCUUUUAUUUCAAUAAAAUUAUUUUAUAUUU
This is a messenger RNA of Parasteatoda tepidariorum (common house spider), 2563 nucleotides long. Its product is annotated as monocarboxylate transporter 10. Gene Ontology annotation, biological process: transmembrane transport. The record is from RefSeq and is a predicted model, not a curated record. Gene Ontology annotation, molecular function: transmembrane transporter activity. Lineage: Eukaryota; Metazoa; Arthropoda; Arachnida; Araneae; Theridiidae.